This is a messenger RNA of Paraglomus occultum, 273 nucleotides long. NCBI's taxonomy places the organism in Eukaryota, Fungi, Glomeromycota, Glomeromycetes, Paraglomerales, Paraglomeraceae. The record is from the annotation of a GenBank genome assembly.
AUGAAUUUAAUACUAUUUAUUUAUUAUUCGGAUACAUGCAGAAGUGACAAGGCCAGGUGUGAUAAACUACUGGAACAUUAUAAGAAAGUACGGGAUAACAAUCGGAGAAUGGGAGCUGAGCGUAUGGCAUUUGAGUAUGAAGAAAUUGGGACUGUACUGGUUGGUGAUCCGAUAUUCGAUGACGCUCACGAUUCUGAGAAUAAGAGACAUCCAUUGCAAACGGACGGAAAACGCGGCAGAGACAGGAAAGUGAAACGAGGAACGGCACCAUAG